Acanthisitta chloris (rifleman) is the source of this 1115-nucleotide messenger RNA. It is a transcript of the gene MTG2, whose product is annotated as mitochondrial ribosome-associated GTPase 2. Gene Ontology annotation, cellular component: mitochondrion. Gene Ontology annotation, molecular function: magnesium ion binding; GTPase activity; GTP binding. The transcript is spliced from 6 exons. NCBI's taxonomy places the organism in Eukaryota, Metazoa, Chordata, Aves, Passeriformes, Acanthisittidae. The record is from RefSeq and is a predicted model, not a curated record. The annotation marks the transcript as partial.
CCCUGCUCCCCAUCACCCCCGCGGCUUUCUCCACGAGCUGCCCGAGGUGUGCGAAGAGGAGGCUGAGGCAGAAGAAAGCCUUGUCGGAGCGGCAGCUGACUCGCUGUUUUGUGGAUCACAGGAGAGUACGUGUGGUUGGGGGACAAGGAGGAGGAGGAGGUCAUUCCUUCCACAGUGAGCCCAGGAAAGAAUUUGGAGGUCCUGAUGGUGGAAAUGGAGGAGAUGGAGGUCAUGUCAUUUUGAAAGCUGACAAGCAGAUGAAAUCCCUUUCUUCAGUGCUGUCCUUCUAUCAGGGUUUUCAUGGAGAGAAAGGAGGAAACAAAAACUGUUAUGGAGCUAAUGGUGCCUAUGUGUAUGUCAAGGUCCCUGUAGGUACUUUGGUGAAAGAGGAUGGGAAGGUUGUGGCUGACCUCACUCAGCAUGGUGAGGAGUAUAUUGCAGCUUAUGGAGGAGCUGGAGGGAAAGGGAAUCGUUUUUUCCUUUCCAAUGAAAACCGAGCUCCAACAUUAUUUACCCCAGGAGAGCCAGGUCAGGAAAGGGUCCUUCAUCUGGAGCUCAAGACAACAGCUCAUGCAGGGUUGGUGGGCUUUCCCAAUGCUGGAAAAUCCUCUCUUUUGAGAGCCAUCUCCAGGGCAAAGCCAGCUGUGGCUGCCUACCCAUUCACAACCCUGAACCCCCACGUGGGCAUUGUCCACUAUCAAGACUUUGAACAAGUAGCAGUUGCUGACAUUCCUGGCCUCAUCAAAGGUGCCCAUCAGAACCGAGGCCUUGGGAUAGCCUUUCUAAAGCACAUCGAGCGCUGCCGCUUCCUUCUGUACGUGGUGGAUCUCUCUGUGCCCCGGCCCUGGAUUCAGCUGCAAGACUUGAAACAUGAACUGGAGCAAUAUGGACAAGGAUUGUGUGAGAGGCCUUGUGUUGUCAUUGGGAAUAAGAUUGACCUUGCCCAGUCCAGGAUCAAUCUGCCACUCCUGAAAGAACAGGUCUCUGAGCACGUCAUCGCGGUGUCUGCGCUGACAGGAGACAACUUGGAGGAGCUGCUGCUGCACCUGAGAGAAAUGUAUGAUGCUUAUGUGAAGACAGAGCAAGCACGAGGGCAAAGCCCAGUCAAGUGGUAG